AUGGAGACAGGCAGGCAAACAGGCGUGUCUGCUGAGAUGUUCGCCAUGCCCCAAGGUCUGACGGGCAGCAACAAGGAUGGGCACCCUGCGGAACUAGAUGGGCACUUGGAAGAACCCAGAGGUCAGGAAGGUGAGCUCAGCCGUCAGGAUAUCAUGGACCUCACAGAAGGUGACAAUGAAGGCUCAGCCUCAGCUCCUCCUGCAGCCAAAAGACGGAAAAGAGACACCAAAGGAAAGAAGGACAGGAAGCCCGCCGUGGAUGCGGAGGAGGCUCAGAGGAUGGCAACCCUGCUGUCUGCCAUGUCUGAGGAGCAGCUGGCCCGCUACGAAGUGUUUCGCCGGUCAGCUUUCCCAAAAGCACGCAUUGCAGGUCUGAUGCAGUCUAUCACUGGCAGAUCGGUGCCUGAGAACGUGGCCAUUGCCAUGGCUGGAAUAGCCAAGGUCUUCGUCGGAGAGGUGCUGGAGGAGGCCCUGGACGUGUGUGAGAUGUGGGGAGAAACGCCCCCACUGCAGCCCAAGCAUUUAAGGGAGGCUGUCCGCAGGUUAAAGCCCAAGGGCCUCUUCCCCAACAGCAGCUACCAAAAAAUCAUGUUCUAG
Messenger RNA from Symphalangus syndactylus (siamang), 597 nucleotides. RefSeq names its product TATA-box binding protein associated factor 11 like protein 2-like. The record is from RefSeq and is a predicted model, not a curated record. Gene Ontology annotation, biological process: RNA polymerase II preinitiation complex assembly; transcription initiation at RNA polymerase II promoter. Gene Ontology annotation, molecular function: protein heterodimerization activity; RNA polymerase II general transcription initiation factor activity. NCBI's taxonomy places the organism in Eukaryota, Metazoa, Chordata, Mammalia, Primates, Hylobatidae. Gene Ontology annotation, cellular component: transcription factor TFIID complex; nucleus.